AGCUGGAAUCCCUGAAGCUAGAGAGAGAGGGUACUAGCAAUACGCACCCUGCUCACUUUAGCACCUACGACCCCACUAACUUACACCUCAACUCUCUCUCUCAGAAUCACUCAUACAUACAGCAUCUCCUCCUCCAAACACAUUCAUUCCGAUCUCAAAUCAUUCACAGUUCAUCUCAAAUGGAGCAAGACAGAACAACUAUCUCAGACAACAGAAACACCCACUGGUGUUACACUUGCAGACAGUUAGUCACUCUCAUAAGACAAAACAAAGUUUGUUGUGAAUGUGGAGGCGGUUUCGUUCAAGAGCUUGAAAAUAUACUAACCACAAACACAACAACCGAAGAACAAAAUCAAAAUCCCAGAUCAGGCAUCAUGGAAACCUUCUCAAACCUUUUCCGACGUCAAGAAACACAACAAAACAAUUCUAACCAAAGAGACCAACAACUACAAGAAACCGCAUCUGAAGCUGACGAUAAUAGUAUGUGGGGCCCGUGGCCUAUUUAUACAGGCGACAUGCCUGUCAGGAUCCCCAACAAUGGUGGAGUUUUCGAGCUUUUUAGUGAAGUACUGGGAUUCAGGCGAGAAAACGGUGCAGAUUUCUUUGUGGGACCCGGGGUUGAAGAAUUCUUUGAACAAUUUAGCAUCCGUGAUCAAGAAGUUACUCCACCUGCUUCGAAACUGUCAAUUGACGCGAUUCCAACUGUUAAAGUUUCGAAAAAAGAUGCACGGUCUGAUUCACAUUGUGCUGUUUGUAAAGAGAAACUUGUAUUGGGGUCUAGUGCAAAGAAGUUACCUUGUAAACAUUUGUAUCAUUCGGGCUGCAUUGCCCCUUGGUUAGCCCAGGUGAAUUCAUGCCCGGUUUGUAGGCGUGAGGUGACACCGAAGGGGACAGGUGGCAGCAGCAGGAAGGGGGGUCGAGUACGAAUCAGGCCAUGGUCUUACUUGUGGCCUUUCGGAUCAUAAUCCCAGACUCGUGUAUACUUAUUCUGUGUUCCCUUUUUAAGUUGCAGAACAACGGUUAGUUGUUUUUUCUUUUCUUUUUUACAUGUGCAUCUACAAGACUUGGUCAUAAAGAUCAAUAAAAGUUGGUUGUUGGUCAGUUUGUUU
This is a messenger RNA of Helianthus annuus (common sunflower), 1109 nucleotides long. Its product is annotated as probable E3 ubiquitin-protein ligase RHC1A. NCBI's taxonomy places the organism in Eukaryota, Viridiplantae, Streptophyta, Magnoliopsida, Asterales, Asteraceae. Gene Ontology annotation, cellular component: cytoplasm. Gene Ontology annotation, biological process: protein ubiquitination. Gene Ontology annotation, molecular function: ubiquitin protein ligase activity. The coding region runs from base 180 to 965 and encodes 261 amino acids. The transcript is spliced from 2 exons. The record is from RefSeq and is a predicted model, not a curated record.